AUGUCUUAUCCAUUCUUCCAUGUCUUGGCGUUUAUCACAUCCCACACCACACGCGACGCGAACAGCGAAGAAGAAGACAAAGUUGCGGAAGAAGUGAUGUCCAACUGGUUCUACGACAAGAGCGAACUGAGACGCACGCCAUCGUUCGCCGAUGGGAUCAGCUUCGAGACCGAACAGCGCUACCGUCGGGAGGGCUCGCGGUUUAUACUGCGUGUGGGGACGACAAUGAAGUUACGGUUCGACACAAUGGCAACGGGUGUCAUAUACUUCCACCGCUUCUAUAUGUACCACUCGUUCAAGUCGUUCCCCCGAUUCGUCAGCGCCUCCUGUUGUCUAUUCCUCGCCGGUAAGGUCGAGGAGACGCCCAAGAAGUGCAAAGACAUCAUUAAGACGGCCCGCACUCUACUCACUGAUCAUCAGUUCCAGACGUUUGGCGAAGACCCCAAAGAGGAGGUGUUGACACUCGAGCGCAUUGUCCUGCAGACCAUUCGGUUCGACCUUCAGGUGGAUCACCCAUACGAGUACCUCUUGAGGUACGCCAAGAGUCUUAAGGGCGAUAAGGAUAAGCUGAACAAAAUGGUUCAAAUGGCGUGGACUUUCAUCAACGAUAGUUUAAGUACUACGAUAUGUCUUCAAUGGGAACCCGAGAUAAUAGCGAUAGCGUUGAUGUUUUUGGCCGGAAAACUGUCCAAAUUUGAAGUGAAUGAUUGGGAGGGAAGACUACCAAAGCAUAAGCACUGGUGGGAUAUGUUUGUCGACGACAUCAAUGUUGACAUACUUGAAGAUAUCUGCCAUCAAGUGCUCGAUCUGUAUUCAACGCCAUUGCCUGAGACGCCUCAAGACUCACCGCCUAAUAGUCCCGCACCUCCGCAACUGCCCACUGGACAGAGCCCUCCCAACAAACAGCCGGUACUCGCCGUUACGAUACCCAAUACAAUGGCACCGCCGAUGCCAAUGCCCACCACUCCGGUCACUGCGGGUGUUGGCGCUGUACCGCCGCCUCCACCGCAUCCAACGCCGCCGACACUGAUUGCCAAUUCAAUAGUGAAACCGCCGCCACCGCCGCAAAUGUACGGUCAAAACCAUUCGCAGGCAACCGCUGGCUAUAGGUUUAUGGCCGCUGGCGGUCAGCCAAUGGCCGUACCACAGCUUCCGCCGCCGCCACCACCCGUUCCGCCGACUCCUCCCGGUUGGGACCCGAACUUCCAGUACUAUCAGACCUAUAAACCAUUCGCCGGAUUUUCUGGUGCGCCACAGACUGGUGUUCACGGUAUGCCUCCCGGGGUGUCUGUACCGCCGCCGCCACCGCAUCCCAUACACCCGGCUUCGCAUAUGGCGGCUGUGGGUGUAAUACAGCCGCCGCUAGGAUUACCGCCGUUGCAUAUGUCGGCGCCGCCGCCGCACCUGUCGGUCAUUGCGGCCCAAAACCAAAUACCAUCUCAUUAUACAAAUCAACGCAAAACGAAAUAA
Medioppia subpectinata is the source of this 1470-nucleotide messenger RNA. NCBI's taxonomy places the organism in Eukaryota, Metazoa, Arthropoda, Arachnida, Sarcoptiformes, Oppiidae. The record is from the annotation of a GenBank genome assembly.